AUGCAUGUGGCUCAUCAGUGGGUGAUGUGUUCCUUAGCUCGAGACAUGGUAUGUGCCCGGGUAGUGGAACUAGGUGAGACUUCUAGAGCAAUUGAGUUUCUUCCUCCCAAGGAGAGGCGAGAUGCACUGAAGGCACUUGCUGAGGGGGCAGCCACUCAGGUAUGUACUCAACUUGCAGAAGUGAAGGCUUUGAAGCAAUCGCUUGGGAAGACUCGUGAUGUCUAUAAGGGUUUGGAGGAGUGGACGUCCCUGCUUAUGGACGAAGCCGUGGCGACCUCUGUCUAUCGUUUUGAGGAAGUGAAAAGGCAAUUUGUCCUCCUUUAUCCUCAUAUGGACUUGAGCUACAUGGAUCCUUUCUAG
Messenger RNA from Vicia faba (fava bean), 360 nucleotides. The record is from the annotation of a GenBank genome assembly. Lineage: Eukaryota; Viridiplantae; Streptophyta; Magnoliopsida; Fabales; Fabaceae.